UCACUUCAACAUUUAAGUUUAAUUUGUCAAAAUAUUUUCGUCGCUUUAAAACCGCGACCUGUUCACUGACAAAAGACAACUCAAUAACAAAAACUCUUGUGAUGAGCAGAAAAUUUAUCUGCAUAAACAUUUUCCGUGCGUGUAAAGGAGGUCCAGGGCAAUAAAACUGAACUAAAGCAAAUUAUAUUCACAAGCAUUUCUGAGCUGUUAGUAAUUUGUGGAGGGUUAAAAUGGAAGAUGUUCCUCUCUUAGACACUUCCAAAACAGCUGUUUUUACCAAUAUGGACCAAGUCGGACAGACACGUAGUGAUGAGAAACCUUCACAUAGUGACAUAGUUAUUAAAGAACGACCAUUACAGGUUCAUAUUCCUAAACAUUCUUGUGGGACUUGUGGGGAGACUUUCUCUUCAGAAAAUGAAGUUUUAACGCACAAAGAAUCACUCCACAAGGUAAGACUCUUCCAUUGUGAAAUCUGCGGGAAAUAUUUUGCCUUUAAAAGUUAUUUAAUAAAACAUAGAAGAGUGCACACUGGAGAAAGACCGUAUCAUUGCGAGAUAUGCGGGAAGUGUUUCACUCAGAAUUCUUAUCUUGUUACCCACAUACGUAGUCAUACUGGGGAGAAACCGUUUUACUGUGAAAUAUGUAAGAAAUCAUUUGUUUCGAAGUUUGUCUUAAAAAAGCACAAAAUCAUACACGCUGAAGAAAAACCCUUCCACUGUGAAAUCUGUGGAAAAUAUUUCGUUUCCAAGUGUAAAUUAACAAGACACAAAGGCGUACACAUUGGUGAGAAGCCAUAUCCUUGUGAAGUAUGCGGAAAAUCGUUCGUGUAUAAUAGCGAUUUGAAUAGACACAAACGAAUCCACUCUGGAGAGAAACCUUUCCAUUGUGAAAUCUGUGGAAAAGCCUUUGCGGAUAAUUCUAAUCUUACAGUUCACAAAAAAAUACACACGGGAGAAAAAUUGUUUUCCUGUGAAAUAUGCGGAAAGUCUUUUAUUCAGAGUUCGAAGCUUACAAUCCAUACGCGAAGUCACACCGGAGAAAGACUGUUUCGUUGUAAAUUAUGCGGAAAAUUUUAUGCUUCUAACUGUGUCUUAACAAAGCACAAACGAAUCCACUCUGGAGAGAAACCAUUUCAUUGUGUAAUCUGCGGAAAGUCAUUUGUGUCCAACAGUGAUUUAACCCGACACAAGAGGGUCCAUACUGGAGAGAAACCAUAUCAGUGUCAAAUAUGUGGGAAGUCAUACACUCAGAAUUCGAGUCUUGUGGCCCACAAACGAGAUCACACUGGAGAGAAACCGUAUUAUUGUAAAAUAUGUGGGGAAGGUUUUGUAUAUAAUAAUCUUUUAAAGAGACACGAGCGGAAGCAUAGCAUUUAAUUGUGACUGGUGACGAAAAACGGAUCAUCUAUCGAAAUGUUAAACAUCAUAAACAGUAGCUUGGUAAAAGGGAAAAAGCUCAAUCACAACCGAGAAGGGAACUUUAUGGGGGAAAAGGUUCUCUCUAUCUGGUGGGAUUGCAAAGGAGUAAUUCACAUUGAAUUGUUAACACCUAAUGCAGUGCUUUUCAAACUUUUUGCUGGAGCGGAACCCCAAGGAAACAUUCCACUGGCUCGAGGAACCCCUGUGCUAUAAUUUAAUAGUUUUAUGCACACAUAUC
Messenger RNA from Octopus sinensis (East Asian common octopus), 1656 nucleotides. Its product is annotated as zinc finger protein 239-like. Lineage: Eukaryota; Metazoa; Mollusca; Cephalopoda; Octopoda; Octopodidae. Bases 231 to 1376 code for a protein of 381 amino acids. The record is from RefSeq and is a predicted model, not a curated record. The transcript is spliced from 2 exons.